Messenger RNA from Pongo pygmaeus (Bornean orangutan), 2953 nucleotides. RefSeq names its product chaperonin containing TCP1 subunit 5 (gene CCT5). Lineage: Eukaryota; Metazoa; Chordata; Mammalia; Primates; Hominidae. Gene Ontology annotation, molecular function: ATP-dependent protein folding chaperone; ATP binding; ATP hydrolysis activity. The record is from RefSeq and is a predicted model, not a curated record. The coding region runs from base 1197 to 2720 and encodes 507 amino acids. The transcript has 11 exons. Gene Ontology annotation, biological process: protein folding.
UUAGGAGUGGCUCUGCCAUGUGCUCCCCGGAAAGGUCGAGAAUCUCCGUCUCCCGGCUGUCUCCGGCCGCGCACCCCGCUCACUGAGCUCGGGAGAGGCCGGCGCAUAAUCCUGGGCUCGGAAUGUGGGGGCCAGCCAGGCUGGGCCGCCAGCGCUCUUCGGAGCUGGGCGGGGCUGCUCAGUCCGGUCGCCCGCGGGAGCGAAGCGGGACCGCCUCCCCGCCCGGCCCCUCCAGCCUGAUGGCCGCGUGGGACUGCGCUCCAGUGGGAGGGCGCCGGGGAGAUGUUCCGUCACCUGUCGGUUAAGGCGCUGCUGCUUAACGUUUCGCUGGUCCACCCGCAACAGCCCUUCCGUUUUCUUUGUCACUGGUAAAGGUGUGGUCACUUAACAGGGUAUUUCAUUUCUGAGUGCUUUUUUGCCCACCCUUGAGGAAAAAUAGCGAAGAGUGAAAAACGGACGCACAUAACCGUAAUACAAGGCGGUGUGCAGUGAGAAGGACAGCUACGGAGAGGGUGCAGAUAAGCGUGGUGCUGGAGAACCGCUUUAGAUCGGGGUAAGAGGUAGCAUUCUAGGGAGAGGAAACGGUAGAAGUAAAGGCUUGGGCAAGAAUGUGCGUGGCACGUUGUAGAAUGGAAGAGCCAUCCGGUUUUAAUAGAGCACUGACUUCUUUAACUUAGAAUAGUUCCCGAAGGUGGAAGCUAUUGAAUGCCCAACAUGGAAAAUACAACGUUAUCUUUGGGGAAGAAGGGGAGCCAUUGAGGGGGUUUUGAGCAGAAUUUCAGUAGAGCUGCACUUCAGGCAGCAAAGCUUGAGAUAGACCGAAGGGAAUAAGGAAGACCAGAGGGGUUAAAGAAACCAGGGCAGGGGUGCAGGUAAGAAACAUCUGAGCACCAGACGUUGACAGAAAAUGCAGAGGAAGGGACACUCCGAGAGGGCCUUCAGGGUUUGUUAUAAGGUGAAUUCAUAAUAGACCGUUCCACCAGGUCUCAGGUGUCCCAGUUCACUUAGUGUCGUGGAGGUUUACUUACACAAAGAAACAAUACAGUUCCCCCAUGGACUCUUUGUUGGACUUAGUGCUAGUUACACAACCUCUCGGAACCUCCUUUUCCAGGGGAGGUGAUACGCCUCCGUGAAGCUGAAGACUUGACAGUGAUAUUAAAUGGAGUGACUUAGAGGGGCUGCACGGUGGUUGAUCCAUGUCUCAUAUUAUGGCAGCAAAGGCUGUAGCAAAUACAAUGAGAACAUCACUGGGACCAAAUGGGCUUGAUAAGAUGAUGGUGGAUAAGGAUGGAGAUGUGACUGUAACUAAUGAUGGGGCCACCAUCUUAAGCAUGAUGGAUGUUGAUCAUCAGAUUGCCAAGCUGAUGGUGGAACUGUCCAAGUCUCAGGAUGAUGAAAUUGGAGAUGGAACCACAGGAGUGGUUGUCCUGGCUGGUGCCUUGUUAGAAGAAGCGGAGCAAUUGCUAGACCGAGGCAUUCACCCAAUCAGAAUAGCUGAUGGCUAUGAGCAGGCUGCUCGCGUUGCUAUUGAACACCUGGACAAGAUCAGCGAUAGCGUCCUUGUUGACAUAAAGGACACCGAACCCCUGAUUCAGACAGCAAAAACCACGCUGGGCUCCAAAGUGGUCAACAGUUGUCACCGACAGAUGGCUGAGAUUGCUGUGAAUGCCGUCCUCACUGUAGCAGAUAUGGAGCGGAGAGACGUUGACUUUGAGCUUAUCAAAGUAGAAGGCAAAGUGGGCGGCAGGCUGGAGGACACUAAACUGAUUAAGGGUGUGAUUGUGGACAAGGAUUUCAGUCACCCACAGAUGCCAAAAAAAGUGGAAGAUGCUAAGAUUGCAAUUCUCACAUGUCCGUUUGAACCACCCAAACCAAAAACAAAGCAUAAGCUGGAUGUGACCUCUGUCGAAGAUUAUAAAGCCCUUCAGAAAUAUGAAAAGGAGAAAUUUGAAGAGAUGAUUCAACAAAUUAAAGAGACUGGUGCUAACCUAGCAAUUUGUCAGUGGGGCUUUGAUGAUGAAGCAAAUCACUUACUUCUUCAGAACAACUUGCCUGCGGUUCGCUGGGUAGGAGGACCUGAAAUUGAGCUGAUUGCCAUCGCAACAGGAGGGCGGAUCGUCCCCAGAUUCUCGGAGCUCACAGCCGAGAAGCUGGGCUUUGCUGGUCUUGUACAGGAGAUCUCAUUUGGGACGACUAAGGAUAAAAUGCUGGUCAUCGAGCAGUGUAAGAACUCCAGAGCUGUAACCAUUUUUAUUAGAGGAGGAAAUAAGAUGAUCAUUGAGGAGGCGAAACGAUCCCUUCAUGAUGCUUUGUGUGUCAUCCGGAACCUCAUCCGCGAUAAUCGUGUGGUGUACGGAGGAGGGGCUGCUGAGAUAUCCUGUGCCCUGGCAGUUAGCCAAGAGGCAGAUAAGUGCCCCACCUUAGAACAGUAUGCCAUGAGAGCGUUUGCCGACGCGCUGGAGGUCAUCCCCAUGGCCCUCUCUGAAAACAGUGGCAUGAAUCCCAUCCAGACUAUGACCGAAGUCCGAGCCAGACAGGUGAAGGAGAUGAACCCUGCUCUUGGCAUCGACUGUUUGCACAAGGGGACAAAUGAUAUGAAGCAACAGCAUGUCAUAGAAACCUUGAUUGGCAAAAAGCAACAGAUAUCUCUUGCAACACAAAUGGUUAGAAUGAUUUUAAAGAUUGACGACAUUCGUAAGCCUGGAGAAUCUGAAGAAUGAAGACAUUGAGAAUACUAUGUAGCAAGAUCCACUUCUGUGAUUAAGUAAAUGGAUGUCUUGUGAUGCGUCUACAGUUAUUUAUUGUUACAUCCUUUUCCAGACACUGUAGAUGCUAUAAUAAAAAUAGCUGUUUGGUAACCAUAGUUUCACUUGUUCAGAGCUGUGUAAUUGUGGGGGUACUAUCUCAACUGCUUUUGUAUUCAUUGUAUUAAAAGAAUCUGUUUAAACCUUUA